ACGACGUUUUCCAUCCAGACUAGAGGAGAAAAAAAACAGCGGAAAGAGAACAACCACCGGACGGAGGUUCGACUGGGAAAAAGGGAGAGCUCCGCUGCUUCUGUCGGAUUAAAAUACAUAUUUGACGAGGAGAUAACAGCGGUAUUCGCCGGGGCUUCUUUUACGGGGAAAAAAAGAAAAAAUUCUCCAGCUCCACUUUGAUGUUUGGAAAUCUCCCACUGGCUCCGUUUCAAGAACUCUCCGACAUGGAAAGGCUGAUCCCUGACUGACUGAUGAUGAUGAAGCUCUCCUGAAUCUCCCCACUGACGACCCCGACCCGACCCCCCCCCUGCCCCCUCCAUCCUCCUCACUGUCCUCAACCACAUCCCUACCUGCAUCAUGAACCACACUCCUAGCCCCCACCUGUCCGAAGGCGGCAAGUCGGCCGGAGGUGGCCUGCUGUGCAGCCUGGGUCUGGGGUCCGACAGGGGGAUCCGCUCCCCGGACAGCCUCACCCACACCCCCAGCCCCACCGGAGGAACCCCGAGCUCCAGCCCCCCGCUGCUGCUGUCACCAGGGCUGGGAGGCCUCGGACUGGGAUCCCUAGGGGCGAUGGGCGACGGAGCCGGGGCUGACUGGGAGAGCAGGGAGGAGCUAAGGCUCAGGGAGCUGGAGGAGGCUCGGGCCAGAGCGGCCCAGAUGGAGAAGACUAUGAGGUGGUGGUCGGACUGCACCGCCAACUGGAGAGAGAAGUGGAGCAAGGUUCGUGCGGAGCGUAACCGUGCACGUGACGAAGUUCGUCAGCUGAGACAGCGGCUGGAUACCCUCACCAAGGAGCUGACCAGUGUUCGGCGGGAACGGCAGGAACUGGCCUCAGAGAACGAGACCCUACGGCAGGAGACACUGCGCCUCCGUGGUGACCACACGGCCCCCCCUACGUCUGCCACCUCUCCAUCUUCCUCCCCCGCACACCCUCGUGGGGCUUCCUCCUCCUCCUCUCCAUCCAUCCAUCCCUCCUCCCCUGCCUCAUUAUCCUCCUCUCAGGUCCAUACUGAUGGCAAACUGGACAGGGUUGGGGAGGGCCCACCGGGGUCUCCGGAGCCAGAACCAGUGAGGGACGUGGACUUGGACGGACAAAAGAUGGCUCAGCAAAAGGACUUGGAGGUGCUGGAGUCGGUCCUUCGUUCCAGAGCCCCUGAAGGCGACCCAGAGGACUGGGAAAGUCGUGGCAGUGGCAACCUGGCCAACUCACGCUCAUCCUCCGGUCUGAGCAGGCAGGAACGCAGCCGGCAGCUGUGGGAGGACAUUAGCACGGUGGAGGAGGACUCCAGCAAACUCAACGCCCUGCAGCUUCGCCUGGAUGAGUCCCAGAAAGUCCUGCUGAAAGAGAGAGAAGACAAGCUUGCACUAAGUAAGAGCAUUGAGAGGCUGGAGGCUGAACUCAGUCAGUGGAAACUUAAAUAUGAGGAGCUCAGCAAGAGCAAACAGGAGGCCCUCAAACAGGUGAACCUGCUGAAGGAAAUGCACCAGGAUGAACUUGGCCGCAUAUCUGAAGACCUGGAGGACGAACUUGGAGCCCGAACCAGUAUGGACAAGAAACUAGCUGAACUACGAGCUGAGAUGGAGAGGCUGCAGGUGGAGAAUGCUGCAGAGUGGGGGCGCAGGGAGCGCCUAGAGACAGAGAAACUUGCCCUGGAGAGGGACAAUAAGAAGCUGAGGGCUCAGGCUGAAGACCUGGAGGAGCAACUGGCCAAGAAACGCCGACAGGCCGCCUCCGCACUCGACACCGACCUCAAGGCCAUCCAGAGCGAGCUGUUUGAGAGGAACAAGGAGCUGGCUGACCUUCGCCAUGUUCACUCUAAACUGAAGAAGCAGUUCCAGGAGAAGACAGCAGAGCUUGCCCACGCCAACCGGAGGGUGGAGAGCCAUGAGGCAGAAGUCAAAAAGCUACGCCUGAGGGUGGAGGAGCUUAAGAAAGAGCUGGGACAGGCAGAGGACGAGUUGGAUGAGUCUCAUAACCAGACCAGGAAGCUGCAGAGGUCUCUGGAUGAGCAGGUGGAGCAGACUGAGAAUCUGCAAGUACAACUGGAACACUUACAGUCAAGACUGCGGCGGCAGCAGCAGAAUCCUGGUCUCUUUGGGAAGAUGCGGUCAGCUCGGUUCAGUCCUGAAAACCCAGACGGUCCUACCAGCGACAUGGAUGAGGAGGACGAGGAACUGCAGCUCCAGAUCCCAUGACACACACACACACAUACACACACAUAGUGAUACAGGAUACACUUUUAAACAUCAGGUCACUCUGACAUUUUAGCAAAUAUUUUAGUCUGAUCAGAAGUUUAAUGUCACAUUUUGACUUUUAUCUCUUUGUUGGGGUGCAAAUUUUAGGCAUUUUCCUCUACUGAUUGUCGGCCAUGUUAAUGAUCAAUAUUCAAGUUAUCAUUCAAAACGAAUGGAUUCUUUCUUUUUCAGGAGACAUGAAAGAGUUGAUGAUACAAAGUCUGAUCACCUAAUCCUCACACAGAACACACACACACAAUCUCAUACACACUAAGACUCACACAUGCUUGGACUUAUGCUUGUAUGCUUGGACAUACUUAAACACAGCCAGUGUGACAGACAUUAACAGGAUGUCCCACCAUCUUUCUUCAGCUUCCACCAAUCCACUCUAGCAGAGGCCGACACACAUCAUCCUUUCCAUGCACUCGUUCAUUCUUACCUCAUAUCAUCACAAGCAUUGCCGCUGUCCCAUCUGAACUGUGCUACUGUAUUCAGACAAGCCUCAUCUACAUCAGCAGUAUAAAGAUGCAGCAGUAUUCAUGCCUUCUGAGCAUGAAAGUUCUUUUUGAUUUAUUAAGGGGAUAUCAGUCAUUGUAGGAAUUAAAAUAGUCUGCCACAUUGUAAUCAGUAUUUGUAAAGAGAGCAUUUUCUGUGAAAUAUCGAGGAUUCGCAGUCUAUUUCUGAUGUGUUUAAAGAUCGCAACCAAUGCUAGGAGCACACUGCACAACUUUAGCCUCGUUAUAGCUGCAGGUUGGAUUGAAUUAGAAGCACAGUAUGUGUGAAGCAGGAGCUUCCUGCCUUUACAGAUUUGUCACUCCCCUACCAGUCUCCGCUCAAGCUGUGAGAAAACUCUCCCCGCUUUGCCUCAUAGAAAAUGUGAUUGAUGUUGUCCUUCGGUUGCAUUAUGGGUCAUUAGCAUUAGGGCUGUGUUUAGUUGCAAGCUAAAGAUUUGGCAAGAGAGAAGAGUACAAAAAGAACAGAACAAGAAUUCUGCACCUGAACUCGCUUCUUACAUGUGCCUUUCAGACCUGAGUAGGCCGAAUACCCCUGGCACUUACACUCAAACCCAAGACUAAGGCUUUUUUUUUUAUUUCUUCUUAAAAGACAAAGUUACAUGCUUGGUAUGAAAAAGCUUUUCACACGCAUAAAAUAUAACUAAUCUGACUACAAUAAUGGACUCAAUAGGGCUGUGACAAAAUGUAACUUUUUUAACAUUUGACUUGCACAGCAUUCAAAUGUCAACGUUAUGAAUGAAGCUUUGAAGGUUUGAACAAUUCAUGACAGCCUAUAACACAGAAUAUGGCCCCACAGCAACAAACAUAAAGAACUUGUAUCACAUCUCAUAUAAGUCUGUUAAGUCUAAUCAUUUCAUAAUGCAGUGUGUUCCCAGUAUGACUGGAGCUGCUCCCUGACAAUAAACAAAUGUCACUCUUAGACAAUGUGUACAUAAACAUGAGCUAAGUAAGAGAAUGUACAACAUCCUUGAGGGUAGCAGUAAAACCCCUUCUUUAUUGUUUCUGUGAAAGGUUGUAUGUUCCUGUCAAUGUCCACUAAGAGACCGGUCACAUUAUCUUUUAAAACUGAUACGUUUCAUGAAAAAGUUCAUCCAUUUCAGUGGACUCUUCCCAAUCAGUGGAUUUGCUCUGGGCGGCAAAGUCAUUCUGAGGGAAUUUUAUAUGGUUGACUAUGGUGGAUUCACUUUGACUCGCGCUCUUGACCGGCAGCAAAUCGCCUUGAUAGUGCUGACCUGUGAAGGAACUGACAGACCGCAAAAUCCAAAAUGGCAGAAGCUAUUGCAGCCUAUUAGCUCUCAAUAGUCACUUUUAUUUACCCUUCUUCUAUAGGAGUAUAAACUGCAGCUGUGUUUCCAUCAAUAUAUUUUGAUACACAUUUUUAAGCUUGCUUGAGGUGUUUUUUUCCUUUGUGAAAAGGAGUUAAUGAGCUAAAUCGGAGAUACUUUUUUCAGAUAAGUCACUCCUCCUCAUAAGGCACUCCUCAUCACUCCCAUUCACCAUCUGAGCUUCCACUGACUCUCUCACAUCAAUCUGGUGCACCCUCUUCUUCUGGUUCUCCGACUAGAGAAUUGGCAACUCCUAUUCAGUCGCUCCAGGAAGUUGCAAUAUUGCGAUCGCAACAAUUAAUGCAAAUUCAACCACUGCCUGUUAAUGCUGCGCAACCUUGCGAUCACUGUAACUUUUCUGCAAAUUUGAUCAAUCACUGUACUUUCCCACGGAUUUAAAAAAUCAUUGCCAUCCCCUGCGCAAAAUGUGGAGCCAUAUAACACCAUUCACCUAUCAGCAAUUUUAUUCUCAUGGAACAAGUUUCAAUUUUAAUAAAUUAUUUUAAAAAAUCACAACAAUGUUUUCUGCUAUUUCACUUUUUUUUCUGGUAAUUUCACUGCAAGAAAAGUCAGCAAAAUCCUGAAUGCCUAUCAUUGGCCUGAUUUACUUGAAAUUCAAUUCAAAUUUGCGAUACAUUUGUCGGAAACACAACUAGUGUUACCUUAUUGUCCCAUAAACUGAGCUGUCGAGGCUGUAAAAUGCUCCCAGAUGUGUUAGUGCCAGAUGCAGUUGUUCACCAGUAGUCUCUACACCACCAAGCCUCUAACGCUGUCUAUUUUGGAAAGAUGGAUUUUGCUGUAUCUCUUAUAUUGUGACCGGACCUUAAUACAGAUUGAAUAUUUAUUUUCAGUCUGUGUAGUCGAGGCACAAUAGUGUUGACAUGGAAGCUUCCUUUUCAACAGUACAGAACUACCGACGCACAGCGUGGAACCAAAGCAAACAGCAAAGGCUAGGAAUACAUUCAAUGUUUUGUUGUUGUUCUGUCCUCAGUUUGGUGAUUUUAGUGCAUUGUUUAUGCUGCUGAUCAGUAUUUUUAAAUAUUGUAAUUUUCCUGAAAAAAAUCCCACAAAUCCCAAGCUUUUAUGUCCAGCAAUUCCCUCAGCACUGUAUUCAGUCAGGGUGGAAAUGCCUCCAGAGCAGCAUUUAAAACAUCAUGGAAUAUUGACACACCCCGGCCAGUAAAAUUCCUGUAGGCUCAAAAGAGCGUAUUCAACAGCACGGGGGAGUUGUGGACACACUGGGUGUCUGGUUGACUAAAGAGUUAAUUUAUUUGUACAAAGCUUGGCUGGGCUAAAUCUCCUGCCUCUGAAAGAGCUCCAGUCUAGCAGUGGAUACAUGCAGUUGUUAAAGCAAUAAAACAUUCAUUUAUCUUCCACCACCAUCCAUACUCACUCUCUGCCUCGGCCUCAACUCUGACGCUGGAAGGGGACCAAGAUAUUUUUACUGAUCAGGAUUCUGAACUAUUUAUGUUGUUGUUGUUGUUGUUGUUACGGUUUACUUUUUAUAAAUGAUCUGUACCACAGUGGUUUUGUAUUAGCUCUAUAAAUGUCAACUGUACAUAUAAAGAAACAUGAGUCACAA
Molecule: messenger RNA, 5678 nt
Organism: Dicentrarchus labrax (European seabass)
Lineage: Eukaryota; Metazoa; Chordata; Actinopteri; Moronidae
Gene: ccdc102a
Product: coiled-coil domain containing 102A
Exons: 11
Coding region: 379-2217 (612 amino acids)
Cellular component (GO): myosin complex
Source: RefSeq, a predicted model, not a curated record